UGCCCCGUGUGCUCCGCAGGAUGGAGAGAGAUGCUCAGUUUGCCCAGCGCAAGGCGGAGAGAGCCACGGUCAGGUCCCACUUCCGAGACAAGUACAGGCUGCCCAAGAACGAGACGGAUGACAACCAGAUCCAGCUGGUGGGAGGCGACGUGGAGCUGCCCAAGGAGCUGGCCAAGAUGAUCGAGCAGGACAACGAGGAGGAGGAGGAGAAGAACUCGGUGAUCGGGCAGCUCAGUAACAUCCAGAACCUGGACCUUGAUUCCUUGAAGGACAAAGCCUCGGCCACGCUAGAGGACCUGAAGCAGUCGGCGGAG
Zonotrichia albicollis (white-throated sparrow) is the source of this 314-nucleotide messenger RNA. The record is from RefSeq and is a predicted model, not a curated record. Lineage: Eukaryota; Metazoa; Chordata; Aves; Passeriformes; Passerellidae.